This is a messenger RNA of Scophthalmus maximus (turbot), 1851 nucleotides long. RefSeq names its product vimentin A2. The coding region runs from base 108 to 1475 and encodes 455 amino acids. Gene Ontology annotation, biological process: intermediate filament organization. Gene Ontology annotation, molecular function: structural constituent of cytoskeleton. The transcript has 9 exons. The record is from RefSeq and is a predicted model, not a curated record. Gene Ontology annotation, cellular component: plasma membrane; axon; intermediate filament. NCBI's taxonomy places the organism in Eukaryota, Metazoa, Chordata, Actinopteri, Pleuronectiformes, Scophthalmidae.
GGAACCGCCUUCCCAGGCGCGCUCUGCUGAUGCUGUGUCGGGACCAGAGACGGACUCGGACCGACGACUUUGCCUUUGACUGCUGACUGUCUGAACGCGUCGUAGAGAUGAUGUCGUACACACACCCUCGACAUUCCUCCUACAAGAAGAUGUUCGGCGGAGACCGGGUCGCGGUCCGGAGCUACUCCAACCGCCAGUUCUCCAGCCCGGCGCGCACCACCCGGGCGACCUACGGUCUCUCCAUGGCGCCGGCCGUUUACGCGUCCAAGACGCAGCGGCUGCGCAGCAGCGCGGCCAUGCCGCGGCUCUCCUCCGACCAGCUGGACUUCGCCCUGUCCGACGCCGUCAACAGCGACUUCAUCGCGAACCGCACCAACGAGAAGGCGCAGAUGCAGUCGCUCAACGACCGCUUCGCCAACUACAUCGACAAGGUGCGCUUCCUGGAGCAGCAGAACAAGAUCCUGCUGGCGGAGCUGGAGCAGCUGCGCGGCAAGGGCACGUCGCGCGUCGCCGACCUGUACGAGGACGAGAUGCGGGAGCUGCGGCGCCAGGUGGACCAGCUCACCAACGACAAGGCGCGCGUGGAGGUGCACCGGGACAACCUGGCGGACGACAUCGACCGGCUGAGGGACAAGCUGCAGGAUGAGAUAUCCCAGCGGGAGGAGGCCGAGUCAAACAUGCAGAGCUUCAGACAGGAUGUGGACAAUGCUGCCCUCUCCAGACUCGACCUGGAGCGGAAGGUGGAUUCACUCCAGGAGGAAAUCAACUUCCUUAAAAAGCUGCAUGAUGAGGAAAUGCUGGAGCUGCAGAGCCAGAUCCAGCAGCAGCAGCAUGUGCAGGUGGACAUGGACAUAGCUAAGCCUGACCUGACAUCUGCUCUGAGGGACGUCCGUCUGCAGUAUGAGAACCUGGCCUCCAAAAACAUUCAGGAGUCUGAGGAAUGGUACAAAUCCAAGUUUGCUGACCUCACCGAAGCUGCAGCCAGGAAUACCGAUGCUUUGAGAGUGGCCAAGCAGGAGGCCAAUGAUUAUAGACGCCAAGUCCAGGCACUUACCUGUGAGGUGGAUGCCCUCAAAGGAAGUAAUGAGUCCUUGGAGCGCCAGAUGAGAGAGGUGGAGGAGAACUUCUCCCAGGAGACAAACGGUUACCAGGACUCCAUCGGCCGUCUGGAGGAGGACAUUCACAACAUGAAGGACGAGAUGGCCCGUCACCUCCGGGAGUAUCAGGACCUCCUCAAUGUCAAGAUGGCCCUGGACAUUGAGAUUGCCACCUACAGGAAGCUGCUGGAAGGAGAGGAGAGCAGGAUCUCUACCCCACUGCCAAACUUCUCAUCUCUCAACCUGAGAGAAACAAUGAUGGAUAUGAAACCUCACGUUGAAACCACAACAACUAAGAAGGUUCUCAUCAAGACCAUUGAGACCAGGGAUGGUCAGGUGAUCAACGAGUCAACCCAGAACCACGAUGACAUGGAGUAAUCAUGGCUUUGUCUCGGCAAAACAGCCAAUGGGAGCAAUACGAAGAAUCACAGUUCACUGUAGCUACGAGCAAGCAAACGAACCCACAACACACAAAAAGCAAACCGCUUUGAAAAGUGCCUUUCUAUGUGAUGAUCCAGUUAGCCUGUUAGAUGACACAGAUUGUAUUGUGCUUCCCUCCUCUGCUGUCACAUUUGUGUAGACGAUAAUAAAAUCAGCACAACAUAGAAAUCCUCACUUUUAAGGCUACAAAAAUCUUUCUUUGUAACCAAAGUAGUAUGUUUGAUCAGCAUAGCAUGCACACUCCAGGAGACCCGUAUGCUGAAGAUGUCACAAUUGCCUGUACGCAGCAAUAAACCAUUAAGAUUGAAACGCA